CAUCUCCAUCUCAAUGAGUUUAGGGCCCAGUUUGAGUUGAUCUGCCAGGAGUUUAUUGGCCUUGAAUUCUGUGUCAAGCUUCAGGCUUUACGUUCUCAAUUCCAUCGAUUUAAAAUGUUAUUGAGCCUCGAUUGAUUUUCGAGGUAGUCUUCUUUGAAAGAGUGCUUGUCAGGUGUUUCGUUUGGAAAAUGGUGAAAUCCUCAGACACGGUUUUGAACGCGGUCUGGCUGGUGACAUUCGCACCCUUUAGCUCCUCCCCCAUCCUGUUAUCAAUCAAAUGAACGGUAAGCAUUAACGGUUCGACAUUAUAUUGAAUUGUGUGUUUUUCUUCAGGUUGAUGGGAUCAUCGCCAUAAGGAAAUAUGAAUCGUCCCUGUGUGAACUGCUUGAAAGGUUCUGUCACCUUCCUCAACUUCAUCUGCUGGUUGUGUGGUGCCUUCAUCGUGGGUUUUGGAGAGUUCCAGAUGGUGCACUCUAGAUUUGGCUCCCUCAUCACGUCCUUCUGGCCCAUCUACCCUGCCAACACCCUGGUAGUCACGGGUACCAUUGUGACGUGUGUCUGUUUCCUAGGAAUCAUGGGGGCCCUGAUGGAAAACCGCUGUAUGCUCAUCACUUUUUUCAUCCUGCUGUUUAUCUUGAUGCUGGUGGAGCUGGCCAUGGCCUGUGUGUUUCUGGUGUACGAGAGGGAGAUUGACACUUUCUUUGAGAAAGACCUGAUGCGUAGCUUGGCGACAUACAAGAAUUCUACGUCAGAGGGGAACUUAACCAUUAAAGAGGACUUUGAUGUUGUCCAGCAUAUUUUCAGGUGCUGUGGGGUCCACGGCGUGGCAGACUGGGAGGGCAACGUGCCCCUCUCCUGUUGUACCAAAAACCCCUGUAACAUCAUCCCCCAACCUAACUGGCAGGAGGGCUGCCAUAUGAAGCUCAGGAACUGGUUUGCGAGGAACUUUCGAAGCACUGGAGCAGGUGUCGUCUCCCUUUUCCUUCUACAGUUCCUUUGCAUGUGUUUCACCGUUCCCGUCUUCUGCCAGUUCAGUCGUAAUGGAUAUGGUUACAAGUGAAAGGAGAACCCAUGACUUUCAACUGGCUUAUGAUGCAAUACAGGAUUUAAUGAACUUGAGACAAAAUAAUAAUAGAUUUAAUUUAUGUCGAGCUUUUUAAUACAUGAAAAAUCUCAAAGAUGUAUUGAUGUCCUAUGUGGCUCAGUUGGUAGAGCACAGCCCUUGCAAAGCCAGGAUUGUGUGUUUGAUUCCCACGGGGGACCAUUGCGAUGCACUCACUGUGAGUCGCUCUGGAUAAUAGCGUCAGCUUAAUGACUAAAAUGUAGAUGUCAUAAGGAUAUCAUUUUCCUUCGCGUGUUUAGUUUUUGUUUGAUUGUUUAUUUAAGCAAUAAGGCCCGAGGAGGUGUGAUAUAUGGCUAAGGGCUUUCUAUGCAGGACGCAACACGGAGUACCUUAUUGCGUUCAUUAACUGGUUACCAACGUA
Molecule: messenger RNA, 1484 nt
Organism: Salvelinus fontinalis (brook trout)
Lineage: Eukaryota; Metazoa; Chordata; Actinopteri; Salmoniformes; Salmonidae
Product: leukocyte surface antigen CD53-like
Exons: 7
Coding region: 362-1060 (232 amino acids)
Cellular component (GO): membrane
Source: RefSeq, a predicted model, not a curated record